AUGUCAGAAAAAUUUUAUCAUCAUGUACGUGAACAAUUACUUCAAUUAUUAUCAAGUAAAAAUGAAUAUAUACGUGUUAAUUCUAGAAAUUUUUGGUGUGAUUCAAAAGGUUUAAGUACAUCAUCACAUCAUCGUCUUAUUGCAUUAGUUGAUCAAUUAUAUUCAAUAAAAACUGAAAAUGAAUAUUUAAAUUAUUCUACAAAUUUACUUCUUGAAUAUCAACAACAAUCAUCUAAUUCAACAUCAUCAAUCAUUUUACAAACACAAGAAAUAUCAAAUAGACAACAAUUUAUUCCAACACAAAUGUUAGAUAAUAAUACAAAUUAUAAUUGGCUUAAACAAACAAAUACAUUAGAUUCAAUAAAUACAUUUAUCUUACCAACAUUAUCAACACAA
Molecule: messenger RNA, 396 nt
Organism: Rotaria sordida
Lineage: Eukaryota; Metazoa; Rotifera; Eurotatoria; Philodinida; Philodinidae
Source: the annotation of a GenBank genome assembly